Messenger RNA from Alternaria alternata, 2490 nucleotides. RefSeq lists its product as hypothetical. The transcript has 2 exons. Gene Ontology annotation, molecular function: fatty acid elongase activity. The record is from RefSeq and is a predicted model, not a curated record. The coding region runs from base 437 to 2380 and encodes 647 amino acids. Gene Ontology annotation, biological process: very long-chain fatty acid biosynthetic process; sphingolipid biosynthetic process; fatty acid elongation, saturated fatty acid. Gene Ontology annotation, cellular component: endoplasmic reticulum membrane. Lineage: Eukaryota; Fungi; Ascomycota; Dothideomycetes; Pleosporales; Pleosporaceae.
CAAGAAGGACUGUCUAGAGCCUUUGCCUGCUGCUUCUAGCUCCUUGUCCGACGCACCUCUGCUGAAUUUGUCCUCGCUCCGAGCAUAUCUGUGCUCUUGUUCUGCAAAUAUAACUUGUCCGCCUUGCCCUGGGUUCGUGCGCCGACAAAUUUGUGUAGUCAGACUGUGCAUCGCGUGCCUGGCCAGCGACAACAACACAGCUGUCCAAGAUUUGCGCCGACGACAGGGACGCCCAGAAAUCCGAGGGCCGAUUUUUGCUAUCGAGUGCGGCAUAACGGCUGGACAUUGACCUCACGGAACCACAGAAAAAAGCCCAGCGGUCCCCGGACCCUUUCACUCCGCCGCACCUCGAUUGCGCCUGCCUCGCGAACAGCACCCACCCUCGACCGAGUGCUGCCAACAACCGCGCAUCUUCGCGACCACCUGAACAUCUACCAUGUCUGGUGCAGGCCCCUCUCUCCACCCCGGCGACUGGCCGUCGAGGGCUGUUCUGCAGUUCCCUCCCGAUGCCGCUCCCUUGCCCAUUCCUCCCCCAUGGACUGGCGAGUCGACGUUUGCGAACCCUUUCCCGAUCCCCGAAGACAUCUACCAGGGCGCGUUGUCGUACAAGGUGCCCCUGACCAUUGCCUCCGUCUACUUCGUCACCGUCACCUAUGUCAACUGGUACAACCGCCAACACGGUAACAAGCCGUGGAGGAUCGCCAAAACCCGCCCAUUCUACGCCUUUGUCAUCUUCCACAAUGUCUUCCUGGCUGUCUACUCGGCCAUUACUUGCGUCGCCAUGAUCCGCUGCCUCAAGCACUCUUUCCCCCACUACAGCGAGCCCAACGCCGUUGUCGGUACCAUUGACGCACUUUGCAAGAUCCACGGUCCCCGCGGACUCGGCGACGCUGUCACCUACAACAACACCAACGAUGUCUGGAGCAGCCUGAACUCUAAUGUUCUUGUAGGCCCUAGUGGCCUGCCAGACCAGACGGAUGUUGGCAGAAUCUGGAACGAGGGUCUUGCUUUCUGGGGCUGGUGGUUCUACCUCUCCAAGUUCUACGAGGUCCUUGACACGGCUAUCAUUCUGGCCAAGGGCAAGCGCAGCACCACUCUCCAGAAGUACCACCACGCCGGUGCUAUGUUGUCCAUGUGGGCUGGUAUGCGCUUCAUGUCACCUCCCAUUUGGAUGUUCGCCCUGGUCAACUCUGGCAUCCACGCCAUGAUGUACACCUACUACACCGUCUCAGCCCUCGGCUACCGCGUCCCCAACGUCGUCAAGCGAACCCUUACCACGCUUCAAAUCACCCAAUUCCUUGUUGGAUCCGCUUUCGCCGCCAUCCACCUCUUCGUCUCCUACACCGUCCCCGUUUCGGUCGCAUACAAGGUCGCUGAGAAGGUUGCUCCCAAGGUCGUCUCGUCCUCCGUCUCAUCCGCAGUUGCCUCUGCUACUGAAUCGGUUGCUGAAGCCCUCCCCACCGCGACCGGUGUUGCUGUAGCCUUCCUCAGGAAGCUAAUUUACCGCGCAGCUGGUGACGAAGGUCUCGCUGAGAACAUCCCCGUCCCUGGUCAGCCUAUUCCGGUUCGCCAGCAGCAGCAAGUCAUUGCUGGAGAGCCUGUUCCUACCCACAACGCGGUCCAUGACUUCUUCCACCCUCACGAGACAGUCGAGAAGACCUUCUACCGCACUGAGUACCAGACCGUUCCUUGCGUCGACACCUCCGGCCAAGCUUUCGCCAUCUACGUCAAUCUGAUCUACCUCGCACCGCUCACCAUCCUCUUCAUGCGCUUCUUCUUCAAAUCCUACCUGCGCCGCUCCUCGCCUAACGCCAAGAAGGACUUCAAGCCUCGCACAAUCUCCGACGCAGCUGGUGACGCCAGCCGCAGCGUGGAGCGCGAGCUCGACUCCCUUGACAAGUCCGCUGAAGACGCCAUCUCCUCAGGUGUGAACAGGGCUAGGGACGCUGUUCGCGGAAGGAAGCCCACCAACGGCCACAUCAAGGACGAGCGAAAGGGUAGCAUGAGCCCGGCCAACCAAAAGUUCCUCGAGAACAUCAACCGCCGCGUCAGCCAAAAGCUCCAGGAACUCGACGAGGGUGCCGAUGCUACAAGCAAGAAGGCUAGGCAGAUUGCCAAGGAGCUGGUUGGCAAGGCCGAGGCUGCAGGUGAAAAGGUCGAGCAGGCUUACGAAGAUAACGAGGAGGACGUUAAGGAGGCAGAGAAGGCCAAGGAGAACGCCGACCGGAAUCGCAGCCCUAGCAAGCUGCCUCGCAAGCAGAACAAGAAGAACGGCAAGAACGGUCAGACCGACGAACAGGUGGCUAAGCCUGAGCAGGAGCCUGAGCCAAAGGACCUCAAGAACACCCUUGACAAGAAGGAUGGCAAGGGUCUUUUCUAGAUAAAGAAGUUUCUCUGGGGCGGUAAUCAGCAAAUAAGCAACAGAUGAUCAGUGGUGCGCCGUUUUCGGCCGCACCUCUCCAAUUUAGGGUUCGAACAUAUUUCCUUAGG